Messenger RNA from Epinephelus lanceolatus (giant grouper), 2221 nucleotides. It is a transcript of the gene scp2a, whose product is annotated as sterol carrier protein 2a. The record is from RefSeq and is a predicted model, not a curated record. Gene Ontology annotation, molecular function: acyltransferase activity, transferring groups other than amino-acyl groups. Lineage: Eukaryota; Metazoa; Chordata; Actinopteri; Perciformes; Serranidae.
GCUGGAUCAUAGACGAUCUUUGCUCAGCUGUGAGUUAGCUGGACUCUGUCAGUGCUGCUGCUGUGAGCUGUUCACGGACCUGUGUGUCUCUGAGAGGAGAACAUGACACCUGCAAGGAUGAACAGGGUGUUUGUCGUCGGUGUGGGCAUGACAAAGUUUGACAAACCUGGAGCCCGAGGCGACUAUGAUUACCCUGACAUGGCCAAGGAAGCAGGUCAGAAGGCUUUGGCAGAUGCAGGAGUCCCAUAUUCUGCCAUUGAACAAGCCUGUGUUGGAUAUGUCUAUGGUGACUCCACAUGUGGACAGAGGGCCAUUUACCACAGCCUGGGCCUGACUGGGAUCCCCAUCAUCAACGUCAACAACAACUGCUCCACAGGCUCCACUGCUCUCUUCAUGGCACGCCAGCUCGUUCGGGGAGGUCUUGCUGACUGUGUGCUCGCUCUCGGGUUUGAGAGGAUGGAGAAGGGCUCUUUGUCUGCAAAGUUUAUGGACAGGACCAAUCCCAUGGACAAGCACAUGGAGGUGAUGAUCAACCGCUAUGGCAUGGUGGCAGCUCCAGCAGCACCACAGAUGUUCGGCAACGCUGGCAGGGAGCACAUGGAGAAAUAUGGCACUAAACCGGAACACUUUGCCAAAAUCGCCUGGAAAAAUCACAAGCAUUCCACCAACAACCCGUAUUCACAGUUCCAGGAUGAGUACAGUUUGGAGCAGGUGAUGAAGUCCAGGAAGGUUUUUGACUACCUUACUCUGCUGCAGUGUUGCCCCACAUCAGAUGGUGCCGGAGCAGCAGUUUUGGCCAGUGAGGCCUUCGUCAGGAAACACCACCUGGAGAACCAGGCAGUGGAGAUUUUGGCCCAGGAGAUGGUGACUGACCUCUCCUCCACGUUUGAAGAAAACAGCUGCAUUAAGAUGGUGGGAUAUGACAUGUCUCGGUUGGCUGCCAGAAAGUGUUUUGAAACCACAGGUCUGAAGCCCAGUGACGUCGAUGUGAUCGAGCUGCACGACUGCUUCUCAGCCAACGAGCUCAUCACAUACGAGGCUCUGGGACUGUGUCCAGAGGGUAAAGCAGGAGAGCUGAUUGACAGAGGGGACAACACAUACGGAGGCAAGUUUGUGAUCAAUCCCAGCGGUGGUCUCAUCUCUAAAGGACAUCCUCUGGGCGCCACAGGUUUGGCCCAGUGUGCAGAGCUGUGCUGGCAGCUCCGAGGGCAGGCCGGCAAGAGGCAGGUCCCGGCGGCCAAAGUGGCCCUGCAACACAACAUUGGCUUAGGAGGAGCUGUGGUCGUCACUCUCUACAGGCUGGGAUUCCCUCAGAAGGCCAGCUCCCACAUCAGGGCAGUUCCCACCAGCUCAGCCAGUGGUCUGGAGCGGUUUAAAGCUUACUCUGUCUUCAAAGAGAUAGAAAAACGUCUACAGGAGGAAGGAGAGCAACUUGUCAAGAAGAUUGGUGGAGUGUUUGCCUUUAAAGUGAAGGAUGGACCAGAUGGGAAAGAGGCGACUUGGGUCGUAGAUGUGAAAAGCGGCAAAGGUUCUGUCACCAACGACACAGGUAAAAAGGCAGACUGCACUUUGGCCAUGAGUGACGAGGAUCUUCGGGAUCUGAUGACAGGAAAGCUGAACGCACAAACGGCGUUCUUCAAAGGCAAACUGAAGAUCACUGGGAACAUGGGCAUGGCCAUGAAGCUUCAGACCCUCCAGAUCACACCGGGCAAGGCAAAGCUGUGAGAACCUGUGCUAGCUUGUUUCCCUCUGAGCAACACUUCAAGGACGGAUUUGUUAGGAAACUUAAUUGAAUUUUGCUAAUCAACAAGCUCAUUGAACACUUUUCAUAAUGUGCUUGAUCUAAAGAGAUGAUCCAUAAAGUUUUAAUCCCAGCUGCUACGUUGAUAUCAGAGCACACUCAGUGCCAAGUACUUAGAGAAUUUUUAAUAUCCUGUAAUAUGUUGUUUAAUCUUGUUGACCCAUCUUCUUCAAGUCUGAUAUAAAUGCUGAAACAUUCAGAGUCUUUAAGAGCCACUUGCUCAUAUGCAACAUCAGUGCAAUUUUCACAAUAUUCCAACACUGUAUGUGCCUCUAAUGUCCUGUCUGUCAAAUUAAGCUUGUGGUUUAAAGCCGUUUAGGCCUCAACCAUUUUGAUACAUCAUUUUGUAUAAAAUAUACAUUUGUAAAUGAUAACAAUUAUCUAAUUUUUUAAGAAUAAAUCCUUCACUGACAAUAACAA